Messenger RNA from Penicillium mononematosum, 771 nucleotides. RefSeq lists its product as uncharacterized. Bases 1 to 771 code for a protein of 256 amino acids. NCBI's taxonomy places the organism in Eukaryota, Fungi, Ascomycota, Eurotiomycetes, Eurotiales, Aspergillaceae. The record is from RefSeq and is a predicted model, not a curated record. The transcript has a single exon.
AUGCAGCAACAAGGGGCUGAAACCCCAACAGAUCAGCCGGGAACUCCGCCUCGCCCGCCUUAUUCCCCGGUGACGCCCGUGUUUGCUCAUCUCGCGCCAGUCGCCUCCAACGAGCCCUCAAUCGUACCGCCACCUGCAUCUCCCUCUCCAACCUCACACCUCCCUCCACAUACAUAUGGCAACUAUUCACAACCACCUCCUCCGCCCAAUCCACCCGUCUUCAAGUCACAGCCGCCACCUGUCCCUAUCUCCGAGAGCGAGAAUCCGGAUGCCAUCGCGCUCCGUUCCGCCAUCUCAAUCCUGCAAAUGCAGAAGCAGCAAAGUUUGCGCGACAUCCAGGCAUUGGAUCGCAUGAAAGAAGCUGCCGCUGCUGAUCCAGAGGGGUUUGCGCACGAGCUGGCGGCGGGUCGGUUGAAGACCGAGGACCGGGGUGCUGUGAUCCAGUUCUCCGAGGAUGAUGCGAGGGACGACGAAGAGGAUGAAGAAGGUUCAAAACGAACGAAUCCAGAUGGCUCAUCGGCUUCGAAUUUCGGCCAUAUCCCCGUUCCACAGAAUAUUGUCCGCAUGCCCCCGAUCAACUGGGCCAAGUAUCAGGUUGUUGGAGAACCGCUGGAUCGCAUGCACGAGGAGCAAUUACAUCGACCAAGCUCUGGGGAGCCGAGACGACAGCGCGCGCCGGAGCAUGUGUUGGCGUCGCCGUAUCGGCCGUUGGUAGAUCAGUUGGACGGACCGCCGAAACUCGGCCGUCCCAGCAAGGCGAAAAAGACUUGA